Hipposideros armiger (great roundleaf bat) is the source of this 1691-nucleotide messenger RNA. RefSeq names its product C-X-C motif chemokine receptor 3 (gene CXCR3). Gene Ontology annotation, cellular component: external side of plasma membrane; membrane. The transcript has 3 exons. The record is from RefSeq and is a predicted model, not a curated record. Gene Ontology annotation, molecular function: C-X-C chemokine receptor activity; C-C chemokine receptor activity; C-C chemokine binding. NCBI's taxonomy places the organism in Eukaryota, Metazoa, Chordata, Mammalia, Chiroptera, Hipposideridae. Gene Ontology annotation, biological process: immune response; positive regulation of cytosolic calcium ion concentration; G protein-coupled receptor signaling pathway. The coding region runs from base 26 to 1255 and encodes 409 amino acids.
GGGAAACACAGUACCACCACGUUACAUGGUUCCUGUACUCAGUCAGACUCACACUGAGAUCCUGCAAAGUGGAGGUUCCCAACCACAAGCACCAAAGCAGAGGGGCAGACAGCACGCACCCGGCAGCCAGAGCACCAGCCCAGCCAUGUUCCCUGAGAUCAGUGAGCGCCAGGAGUUCUCAGUCUCUGACUUAGACUUCUACUCGGAAAACUACAGCUCUAGCUAUGAGUUCGGGGCAGAAUACGAGAAUGGCUCAUGCAGUGAGUCACCGCCCUGCCCCCAGGACUUCAGCCUGAAUUUUGACCGGGCCUUCCUGCCAGUCCUCUACAGCCUCAUCUUCGUGCUGGGGCUGCUGGGCAAUGGCGCCGUGGCAGCCGUGCUGCUGAGCCAGCGCACGGCCCUGAGCAGCACCGAUACCUUCCUGCUGCAUCUGGCCAUGGCCGACGCACUGCUGGUGCUGACCCUCCCCCUCUGGGCAGUGGAUGCUGCGGUCCAAUGGGUUUUCGGCUCUGGGCUCUGCAAAGUGGCAGGCGCCCUAUUCAACAUCAACUUCUAUGCGGGGGCCUUCCUGCUGGCCUGCAUCAGCUUUGACCGCUACCUGAGCAUCGUGCAUGCUACCCAGCUCUACCGCCGGGGGCCCCGGGGUCGUGUGGCCCUCACCUGUGUGGUCAUCUGGGGGCUCUGUCUGCUCUUUGCCCUCCCCGACUUCAUCUUCCUGUCAGCCCACUAUGACGACCGACUCAAUGCCACCCACUGCCAGUACAACUUCCAGCAGGUGGGCCGCACGACUCUGCGCCUCCUGCAGCUGGUGGCUGGCUUCCUGCUGCCCCUGCUGGUCAUGGCCUACUGCUAUGCCCGCAUCCUGGCAGUGCUGCUGGCCUCCAGGGGCCAGCGGCGGCUGCGAGCCAUGCGGCUGGUGGUGGUGGUAGUGGUGGCCUUUGCCCUCUGCUGGACUCCCUACCACCUGGUGGUGCUGGUGGACACCCUCCUGGACCUGGGGGCCUUGCCGCGCAACUGCAGCCGAGAGAGCCAUGUGGACGUAGCUAAGUCAGUCACGUCAGGCCUGGGCUACAUUCACUGCUGCCUCAACCCGCUGCUCUAUGCCUUUGUGGGUGUCAAGUUUCGCGAGCGCAUGUGGACACUCCUCCUGCGCCUGGGUUGCCCUGGCCAGAGUGGGCAACAGAGGCAGCCACCGUCUUCCCGCAGGGAUUCGUCCUGGUCUGAGACCACAGAGGCCUCCUUCUCGGGCUUGUGAGACUAGGCUGGGGGCUCCCCUUUCACCAUGGAGCCUGACUCCCUCACAUUCCAGGCUCCUCCCUCCCUCUGCCCUUGGCCUUGCAACCCAGACAUACACUCCUGGGGUUCCCCGGCAGCCCCAGCACCACCAAGUCUCCCAGGGCACCACCCUCCCUGGCUCUGGGGACUUUGCCCUUACUGUUCCUUCGUUGCCAAGCCCCACCCUGCCCCUUCAGAGUUGGCUGCCCCAAGUCCCACCAGCCUCCUCAUUCAGUAACUAGACCUUGGCCUUCCCCAUAUGCAGGGAGCACGGGGCAAACAGCAUGGUGGAAGCUGCCCCUUUGGGGCCUUGGCCCAGGGCUCCAACCCAGCGGUGACUGCCUGUGGCCCCCAAGACCUCUGUAUUUGCUUGCUGUUACUUUUAUGUCUAAAAUUCUGCCUAAAACUUUUCAAUA